This is a messenger RNA of Drosophila elegans, 1403 nucleotides long. RefSeq names its product CD151 antigen. Gene Ontology annotation, cellular component: membrane. The record is from RefSeq and is a predicted model, not a curated record. The transcript is spliced from 8 exons. Lineage: Eukaryota; Metazoa; Arthropoda; Insecta; Diptera; Drosophilidae. Bases 389 to 1099 code for a protein of 236 amino acids.
AACCAGUUUCAAGUCAGCUCUCAAGCGGUAGAGUCGUCGCCGUCCACAUUCAGUAAUUUUACCCCGUUCCACUCACACUCUCCACACACUCUCAAAGUUUCUGUGCAUUCAAGUGCAACUAAAAUAAGUAGCUGUUUCUUUUGUGUUGUUUUGCCUUGUGUUUUUGCAAAACAACAACUUGGAGGCAAUUUACAUAGGCGAACGCUGAGAAAAGAAAACCGCCAAAAUUGGUUACCUAACGAAAACUUCGUUUGUGCUACGGGACGGCAAACUUAACUGUCGUGCCAUCAAGAACCUCUGCAUAUAUUCCUAUCCCAAAUCCCUUGCAUCAUCUUCCUUGCAUCAAAUUCCUAUUGGGAUUCGUCUCCAAUAAACAAAAGAAGACGAUAUGGGCUUCAGUUCGCGAAUGGACUGCUGCGGGCAGUUCGUCAAGUACAGCCUUUUCGUAGCCAACUUUGUGAUAUUCGUGGGUGGAGCCAUUGUCUUCUGUCUUACCCUAUGGACCCUCGUGGAUCGUAGCUUUGUCAACGAGUUGCUCGGAACAAACCUCUUCUCGGGAGCUGUCUAUGUCCUGCUCGUUACAUCAGUCAUCAUCUGCCUGGUGUCCUUUUUGGGUUGUGUAGGUGCUGGAAAGGAGGUCAAAUGCCUGCUACUUACGUAUUUCAUAAUCGUGGCUUUAGUUUUCGUCACCAUGCUAAUUGGCGGCGUCUUGGGUUACGUGUUCCGUGAACGAGUCCAGCAGACCAUGCGGCAGGAAAUGCGGUCAACGAUGGCUUUAUAUGGCAGCAGGAGGGAGAUCACCCAGGCCUGGGAUUUGACCCAGGAGCGGCUGCAGUGCUGCGGAGUGGACACGUGGCACGACUGGAAUAGGUAUGGACCGGUGCCCGAGUCCUGCUGCCAGGAACUUUUUGGAGGCCAGCGCAAGGAGUGCACCAUCUUUCCCACCAUCACGAAUCUGUAUAACCAGGGCUGUCUCUAUGUGACGACCAACUUCAUCAGGGAUCAUGCCGCGGUUAUUGGCGGCACCUCCAUUGCGGUGGCCAUUCUGAUGAUCUUUGGAAUGAUAUUUUCGUGUCUAUUGUUCAACAUGAUCGAAUAGAGGCAAUGAGAUACCCAGGCCCACAUUCCCAAAGAGUGUAUGAUAAAGUUGACUCCACGCAGUUCAACUGUCCGUUUGUAUUAUGUAUGUAUAUACGUAUUUAGAUAAGUAUUCAAGAGCGAUUAUUCGGAUUGUAUUGUUAUUAUCUGUUGCAUAAUUUUGUAUUAUUUCUUUGUAAUUCUGUAAAUUUAGUCGUAAGCCCCCGUAACCAAUACCCCGAUUCUUAGCUUUAAGUAAUCUUAUCUAAUGUUUAUCAAGAAUUUGAAUGUCCGCCCAUUGUUGUUUCUAAUAAAAUUAGUUGAAA